Messenger RNA from Cucurbita maxima (winter squash), 602 nucleotides. Its product is annotated as mitochondrial import inner membrane translocase subunit Tim9. The transcript is spliced from 2 exons. Lineage: Eukaryota; Viridiplantae; Streptophyta; Magnoliopsida; Cucurbitales; Cucurbitaceae. The coding region runs from base 93 to 374 and encodes 93 amino acids. The record is from RefSeq and is a predicted model, not a curated record.
CAACCUAGCUGAGCUGAUAGCGGCGAUACAGAGAAGGGAGAAGAAACCAGAGAAGUUGAACCCUAAACCCUUUGCUUUCUUUGGAAUCGAAGAUGGACAAGAACAUGCUUGCUGAUUUGGAGGGUCUUCCUGAAGAAGACAAGCUCAAAAUGGCCACCAUGAUCGACCAGCUCCAGAUUCGAGACAGUCUGAGAAUGUACAACUCAUUGGUCGAGAGAUGCUUUGCGGAUUGCAUAGACAACUUUCAGCGAAAAUCCCUAACGAAGCAAGAGGAAACAUGUGUACGUAGGUGUGCCGAGAAGUUCUUGAAGCACUCAAUGCGCGUUGGAAUGAGAUUUGCUGAGCUCAACCAAGGAGCCGCUACCUCAGAUUAAUGUCGCAUCAGAGGACACCCAGACAUAUUCUCGAGACCUUCAGUUCUUUCACCUCUGGAAUUAUAGUAUGUUUCUUCCAUAUUCUUGAAACCUUCAGUGCUUUCACCUCUGAAUUUAUAGCACAGGCUUCCAUAUAUGGUGCAACUGGGAUUAAGUGGUGAUUUGAUUUGACUUAUAUAUUAAAAGUUUUAGUAGCAGACUUUCAAUAAAUGUUUGAGAUUUGAUAUC